Hyaloscypha bicolor E is the source of this 1749-nucleotide messenger RNA. RefSeq names its product cytochrome P450. Gene Ontology annotation, molecular function: monooxygenase activity; oxidoreductase activity, acting on paired donors, with incorporation or reduction of molecular oxygen; heme binding. The record is from RefSeq and is a predicted model, not a curated record. The transcript has 8 exons. Bases 139 to 1593 code for a protein of 484 amino acids. Lineage: Eukaryota; Fungi; Ascomycota; Leotiomycetes; Helotiales; Hyaloscyphaceae.
CCAGUCGCAUGCUGCAGCCAAGCCCGGAUCAGUCACCGUAUAUGAAACCCCGCACGGAUCCCAGCGAUCCGAGAGCUCGUCUCCCAUCUUCUUCACCAUUGAAGCUUUCUCCUCUUCGAAUCAAUCCAAGCCUUCAGGAUGUACAGCAUUAGCAUUUUGCUGAUCUAUGCCCUCGUAGCAGAGGUAUUUCGACGAUGUUGUGUCAUUCUCCUGGGAGCAUUCACCGGCCCCCUCUCCAAAAUUCCAGGACCUAUGAUAGGCAAAUUUACCUCUUGGCCAUGGAUCAUACAAUGCGUCAAGGGCAAUCAGAUGAAUAUCGGACCAAGGUUAUUCAAGAAGUAUGGCGAUAUCGUCCGAGUUGGACCGGCAGAUAUCAUAUUCAGGGACAAGGCUACCAUUCAAAAGAUACUCAUAGAUGAUGACUUUCGAAAAUCUCGUGACUAUGAGUCUGCUAGAGAAGACCCAAAUGUCACCAGCUUGAUUACAGAAACAGACAAAGUGAAAUAUAAACAGAAGAGACGUCUCUUGUCUCCGGGAUUUUCGAUUACUUAUUUGAAUGGCUUAGAACCACUUAUGCAUGAAUGUCUCCAAGCGUUCACAAAAGUCCUCGACGCUAGGUGUAAGGACGAGGGAGGGUGUGCGACCGUGGACAUGAAUAGAGUGCUUGGGAAUCUGACAUCCGACGUCAUGAGCGCAGCAUCAUUUGGUGGAUCAUUCAACCUGGUGGAGUCCGAUGACAACACCCAAAAGAACAUUUUCACCUCAUAUCUGAAGCGGGUUGCUCUUGAUGCGCAAUUCCCGUUCAUCAAGUACUUGCCUGGCGUACCAUUAGCGAGUUCUCUGAUAUCUGGCCUAGUCGAGGAUAUUGUUUCCAAGCGUCGGAAGGAAAUUGAGGAGGGCAUCAUGAAAAAGGAUAUUCUCCAGAUCUUUAUAGACACGAACAACGCUGACCCGGUAUCCUUCACCGACAAGCACAUCCGAGCUGAGAUGAUUCUAUUCAUGAUCGCAGGAAGUGACACCACAAGUCUCACAGCUACAUUCACACUCCUCCUGCUACUCAACAAUCAAGAAAAGCUGAAGGAGUUAAUAUCUGAAAUCGACUCGACGUUUCCAUCACUCGAAGAUACGAUAACAUUCGCCAAAACGCAAGAUCUGCCGUACUUGAAUUCCGUCAUUAACGAGAGUAUGAGAAUCAUGCCAAUCGUCACUGCUGGCAUUGUAAGGCUCGUCCCAGAAACCACAAUACUUUGCGGCUUUGAAGUGCCCAAAGAUACAAUCGUCUCCGCAUGGAUCAAUGAAAUGCAACGAGAUUCCAGAAUAUGGCCUGACCCCGACACUUUCAUACCUGAAAGAUGGCUCGGUGAUUACAAAGGCGUUUCGGCAGAUCGCAAAGCAUUCCUGCCAUUCUCGGCUGGGUCAAGAAAUUGUAUUGGGCAGCAGUUCGCCUUAAAAGAGCUACGGCUCAUUCUUGCUACACUAAUACGGAGGUAUGAAUUGAGCUUGGUACAGGGACAAUCUCAUGAAUUGAGAGUUCAUACUGUGCCUUGGUUCAAGCAAGGAUUCUACAAGGUUCGAGUCAAGGUCAGGACCUGAUUACCUCGUGCUCUGAUAUGUCGUUCGGCUUUUGAGGAACUGUAUUCGGCGUGAAGAAAGCCACGAGAGGCACUUUUACCCCUUUUGCUAAGCGAGUUCAUCUUUUAGGCUUGGAGGUAUAAUUUAUAGGAAUUGAGCACGCUUGUAAGACGUCAG